This is a messenger RNA of Clupea harengus (Atlantic herring), 3898 nucleotides long. It is a transcript of the gene smc3, whose product is annotated as structural maintenance of chromosomes 3. Gene Ontology annotation, cellular component: chromosome. Gene Ontology annotation, biological process: chromosome organization. The record is from RefSeq and is a predicted model, not a curated record. NCBI's taxonomy places the organism in Eukaryota, Metazoa, Chordata, Actinopteri, Clupeiformes, Clupeidae. Gene Ontology annotation, molecular function: ATP hydrolysis activity; ATP binding; protein binding.
UUUUUGUCUGGAUAUUUCGCAUAUCUCGGACACAGCAAAAUUGCAAAAAAGGCUUACAAACAAAACUAGCCUUGCCCUUCUUCUCAGUUUUUGAGGGAGGAGGAGGGUGAUUUUCAAAUUUUAUUCCGGAGGAAAGUCCCUGCAUAGGCGACCAUGUACAUUAAACAGGUCAUUAUCCAGGGGUUCCGAAGUUACAGGGAUCAGACUGUGGUUGACCCUUUCAGUCCAAAGCAUAAUGUCAUCGUCGGCAGAAAUGGAUCGGGCAAAAGUAACUUCUUCUAUGCCAUUCAGUUUGUGCUCAGUGAUGAGUUCAGCCACCUCCGUCCAGAGCAGCGACUGGCCCUGCUGCACGAAGGAACUGGCCCACGUGUUAUCUCUGCUUUUGUGGAGAUUAUAUUUGACAAUUCUGACAACAGGCUGCCGAUCGACAAAGAGGAGGUAUCGCUCCGACGUGUCAUCGGAGCCAAGAAGGACCAGUAUUUCUUAGACAAGAAGAUGGUGACUAAGAACGAUGUGAUGAACCUGCUGGAGAGUGCUGGCUUCUCCCGUAGCAACCCCUACUACAUCGUCAAGCAGGGCAAGAUCAACCAGAUGGCGACGGCCCCCGACUCCCAGCGCCUGAAGCUGCUCCGAGAGGUGGCCGGCACCAGAGUCUACGAUGAGCGCAAGGAGGAGAGUAUCUCGCUCAUGAAGGAGACGGAGGGUAAGAGGGAGAAGAUCAACGAGCUGCUGAAGUACAUCGAGGAGCGGCUGCACACACUGGAGGACGAGAAGGAGGAGCUGGCCCAGUACCAGAAGUGGGACAAGCUGCGCCGAGCGCUGGAGUACACCAUCUACAACCAGGAGCUCAACGAGACGCGCGCCAAACUCGACGAGUUGUCCACCAAGAGGGAGACCUGUGGAGACAAGUCCAGGCAGCUGAGAGAUGCCCAGCAGGACGCCAGAGACAAAGUGGAGGAGACGGAGCGUGUGGUGCGCGAGCUGAAGGCGAAGGUGACGGCCAUGAAGGAGGAGAAGGAGCAGCUGAGCUCGGAGCGGCAGGAGCAGAUCAAGCAGCGCACCAAGCUGGAGCUCAAGGCCAAGGACCUGCAGGACGAGCUGGCCGGCAACAGCGAGCAGAGGAAACGACUCCUGAAGGAGCGUCAGAAGCUGCUGGAGAAGAUCGAGGAGAAGCAGAAGGAGCUGCAGGAGACGGAGCCCAAGUUCAACACGGUCAAGGAGCGCGAGGAGAAGGGCAUCGCCAGGUUGGCCCAGGCCACACAGGAGAGGACGGACCUGUACGCCAAGCAGGGCCGUGGCAGCCAGUUCACCUCCAAGGAGGAGAGGGACAAGUGGAUCAAGAAGGAGCUCAAGUCCCUGGACCAGGCCAUCACUGACAAGAAGCGCCAGAUCGCCGCCAUCCACAAAGACCUGGAGGACACCGAGGCCAACAAGGAGAAGAACGUGGAGCAGUACAACAAGUUGGACCAGGAUCUGAACGAAGUGAAGACCCGCGUGGAGGAGUUGGACAAGAAGUACUACGAGGUGAAGAAUCGGAAGGAUGAACUGCAGAGCGAAAGAAACUACUUGUGGAGGGAGGAGAAUGCUGAGCAGCAGGCCCUGGCUGCAAAAAGGGAGGACCUGGAAAAGAAGCAGCAGCUUCUCCGUGCUGCCACCGGCAAGGCCAUCCUGAACGGCAUCGACAGCAUCAACAAGGUGCUGGAGCACUUCCGCCGCAAGGGCAUCAACCAGCACGUCAUCAACGGUUACAACGGCAUCGUCAUGAACAACUUUGAGUGCGAGCCGGCGUUCUACACCUGCGUGGAGGUUACCGCGGGAACAAGGUUGUUCUACCACAUUGUGGAGACGGACGAGGUGAGCACCAAGAUCCUCACGGAGUUCAACAAGAUGAACCUGCCGGGAGAGGUCACCUUCCUGCCCCUCACCAAGCUGGAUGUGCGCGACACCGCCUACCCGGAGACCAACGACGCCAUCCCAAUGAUCAGCAAGCUGCGCUACAGCACCAAGUUUGACAAGGCCUUCAAGCACGUGUUUGGCAAGACGCUCAUCUGCCGCAGCAUGGAGGUGUCUACCCAGCUGGCACGUGCCUUCACCAUGGACUGCAUCACUCUGGAGGGUGACCAGGUGAGCAGCAGAGGUGCGUUGACGGGCGGCUACUACGACACGAGGAAGUCUCGCCUGGAGCUGCAGAAGGACAUGAGGAGAGCCGAGGAGGAGCUGGGCGAGCUGGAGGCCAAACUCAACGAGAACCUGCGCCGGAACAUCGAACGCAUCAACAAUGAGAUCGACCAGCUGAUGAACCAGAUGCAGCAGAUCGAGACCCAGCAGAGGAAGUUCAAGGCGUCACGCGACAGCAUCCUGUCCGAGAUGAAGAUGCUGAAGGAGAAGCGGCAGCAGUCCGAAAAGACCUUCAUGCCAAAGCAACGCAGUCUGCAGAGUCUGGAGGCCAGCCUACACGCCAUGGAGUCCACACGAGAGUCUCUGAAGGCCGAGCUGGGCACCGACCUGCUGGCCCAGCUCAGUCUGGAGGACCAGCGGCGCGUCGACGACCUCAACGACGAGAUCCGCCAGCUGCAGCAGGAUAACAGACAGCUGCUGAAUGAGAGGAUUAAGCUGGAGGGCAUUAUGACCAGGGUGGAGACGUACCUGAAUGAGAACCUGCGCAAGCGCCUGGACCAGGUGGAACAGGAGCUGAAUGAGCUGAGAGAGACCGAGGGAGGCACCGUGCUCACAGCCACCACCUCUGAGCUGGACGGCAUCAACAAGCGCGUAAAGGACACCUUGGCCCGCUCCGAAGACUUGGAUGUCCUGAUUGACAAGACGGAGAUAGACAUCAAGGACCACAUUAAGGGCAACGACCGCUGGAAGAACAUCGAGAAGGAGCAGAACGACGCCAUCAACCACGACACCAAGGAGCUGGAGAAGAUGACCAACCGGCAGGGCAUGCUGCUCAAGAAGAAGGAGGAGUGCAUGAAGAAGAUCCGUGAGCUGGGCUCCCUGCCGCAGGAGGCCUUCGAGAAGUACCAGACACUCACGCUCAAACAGCUCUUCCGUAAGCUGGAGCAGUGCAACACGGAGCUGAAGAAGUACAGCCACGUCAACAAGAAGGCCCUGGACCAGUUUGUGAACUUCUCCGAGCAGAAGGAGAAGCUGAUCAAGCGGCAGGAGGAGCUCGACCGCGGCCACAAGUCCAUCAUGGAGCUCAUGAACGUGCUCGAGCUGCGCAAGUACGAGGCCAUCCAGCUCACCUUCAAACAGGUGUCGAAGAACUUCAGCGAGGUGUUCCAGAAGCUGGUGCCGGGCGGCAAAGCCACGCUGGUGAUGAAGAAGGGCGACGCCGAGGGCAGCCAGUCGCAGGACGAGGGCGAGGGGGGCACCGACAGCGAGAAGGGCACCACCUCCCAGAGCAGUGUGCCCUCGGUCGACCAGUUCACUGGAGUGGGCAUCAGGGUGUCCUUCACAGGGAAAGCGGGGGAGAUGAGGGAGAUGCAGCAGCUCUCUGGAGGUCAGAAGUCUCUGGUGGCUCUGGCCCUCAUCUUUGCCAUCCAGAAGUGCGACCCGGCGCCCUUCUACCUGUUCGACGAGAUUGACCAGGCCCUGGAUGCCCAGCACAGAAAGGCUGUGUCAGACAUGAUCGUGGAGCUGGCCGGCCACGCCCAGUUCAUCACCACCACCUUCAGGCCCGAGUUGCUGGAGUCGGCCGACAAGUUCUACGGCGUCAAGUUCAGAAACAAGGUGAGUCACAUUGACGUGAUCUCAGCAGAGCAAGCCAAGGACUUUGUGGAGGACGACACCACUCACGGAUAAGAGGCCACACUCAGCACUCACUUCCUCCUCUUUCUUGUCCUCUUCUCUAUCCCCCUCUUCAUCAUCCCUCUCUCUCUCUUUCUCUUUCUUU